AUUUGUCAUUCCGCGCUUAUACAACACACUGACACCACGCCUCUCCACUUAACUAGUGGCUAAACGAGCAAAUGGAAUAAACGCGGUCUAUUCGCGAGUCUCGCCUGCAGGUUCUUGGUUCAAUUUUAACAUUCCAUCCGUUUAACUUCCUCAGUGACUGGCGGCGAAACUUACAGUAGUUAAACGUGAAAGUAUGCGGAUAAAUCCCUAAAGUUAAUAAAUGUUUGGACUACUAGAGUGUGUGAAAAAGAUUAAAGUACUAUGAUAUAUAGUUUUAUGAAAGUGCGAAUCUACCCAUACAGAGCUAUAAUUAGCUAGACGAAUCGGGCGCCAUCAGUUUACAAAGCAAUGAAAUUGUAGACAGUAGUUUGACACGGGUUAGAGUGUUGUCGGUGACUUAAGUUGGGUCGGAAGCAAAGGAGAGGAGUGUGUACGAGAUGUCGGUGACGACUACAACCACGACGAUGCUGAGCGCGCGGCGCGGCGCCGGCCCCGAGCCCCGCAUCAACGGCCUGCUCAAGCACCCGCAGCCGCCCACAGACCUUCCCUCACUGAGAUUCGCGGCGCCAUUCAGCACAGACCCGAUGGCGGUGGCGGAGCGCGAGCGCUGCGCGUACGGGCGCGUGUCGCGUGCGGCGGCCGCGGCGGGCACGGCGGGCCGCCGCGUGCGCGUCUACUCGGAUGGCAUCUACGACGUGUUCCACCAAGGUCACGCGCGCCAGCUGCAGCAGGCCAAAGCCGUCUUUCCCAACGUCUACCUCAUCGUCGGAGUGUGCAACGACCAGCUGACGCACAGUCGCAAGGGCCGCACGGUGAUGACGGAGGACGAGCGCUACGAGGCCGUCCGCCACUGCCGCUACGUCGAUGAGGUGGUGCGGGACGCGCCGUGGGAAUACGACGAGGCGUUCAUGGAACAGCACAAGAUCGACUUCGUGGCGCACGACGACAUCCCCUACACCACUGAGGACUGCGACGACACCUACGCCAUAUUCAAGGCCAAGGACAUGUUCGUCGCCACCGAGCGCACCGAAGGCGUGUCGACGUCGGACAUCGUGGCGCGGAUCGUGCGCGACUACGACAUCUACGUGCGGCGCAACCUGGCGCGCGGCUACUCCGCCAAGGAGCUCAACGUGUCCUUCCUCAACGAGAAGAAGUUCCGCCUGCAGAACAAGAUGGACGAGCUCAAGGACAAGGGCAAGAAGGUAAUGACGAACAUCGGCGAGAAGCGCGUCGACAUCCUGACGAAGUGGGAGGAGAAGUCGCGCGAGCUGAUCGACGCGUUCCUGCUGCUGUUCGGGCCGGACGGGCGGCUGUCCAGCAUCUGGAACGAGUCCAAGGGGCGGCUCAUGCAGGCGCUCAGCCAACCGCCGUCGCCGCGCGCCUCGCCGCCGCCCAGCGAGAACGGCGACGACUCCCAGGACCGCGCGCUCGCGCUCGCCUCCGCCCACGCCUCCGCGCCCGCGCUCGCGCGCGCCCUUGCACACGCUCGCGCGCAUAGAAGCUCAGCUUCGCCGCCGCCACCCAAAUCGCGCCGUUACGAGACGCUGUGGGAGCCGCAAGCAGAUGCGUCGAGCUCUGAAGGGUUGGGGGCGGAAGCGGCCGCACUCCGCCAGCUGACGGACGACGGUUCGGACAGCGACGAUGACUACCAGGACACCAGCGCCUACCUCUAGGCUCCACCACAGCCGCAGCCGCUACCGCCACCGAUGUACAUUGUACCAAUAUCCGUUGUCGGAAAACCAGAGAUAUGGAGCCCAGUUUCAGACAAAACGAUUUGAGGGAAAUAGUAAGUUGAACUUGGGACUAAAAUGUAGGUUCUUAUAACGUCUGAGUAAUGUACAUCGGUGCCACUCGAGUGGGAGUUGUACAAGUUGACGUACGAUUGGUAAAAUAUAUUUUCGAGCUGUUAUUUAAAUUAUUUUAUAGAGUAUGUUACAUCUGAAAUUUUUGUAUGAAUACUGUUUGAGUGAAUGUAUUUAAUCCUUAUAGUCUUAAUAACGUAUUAUUUAUGUUUCUAUAAUAAAAAUCUCUUUAUAA
Molecule: messenger RNA, 2037 nt
Organism: Cydia splendana
Lineage: Eukaryota; Metazoa; Arthropoda; Insecta; Lepidoptera; Tortricidae
Product: choline-phosphate cytidylyltransferase A-like
Exons: 8
Coding region: 438-1673 (411 amino acids)
Biological process (GO): CDP-choline pathway
Molecular function (GO): phosphatidylcholine binding; choline-phosphate cytidylyltransferase activity
Source: RefSeq, a predicted model, not a curated record